Cuscuta epithymum is the source of this 487-nucleotide messenger RNA. NCBI's taxonomy places the organism in Eukaryota, Viridiplantae, Streptophyta, Magnoliopsida, Solanales, Convolvulaceae. The record is from the annotation of a GenBank genome assembly.
UUCAUUAAUUACACUAGCUAGUUUUAUCUCUCAAGAACUGGAUGGAUAUUUCAAUAAAAGUGAUGCUUUCUUUUUCUCUAAUCCUGGUUUCCUUGCUGCGGCAUCUUGAGCCAUCAAUUGCCCAAACCUAUUCCCAACAAGAUGCAUCAGAUGAUCUUGUGACUGAUAAACUUCCUGGCCAGCCUGCGGAAGUUGGCUUCAAACAUUACGCUGGGUAUGUGACAGUCAACAAGACUAAUGGAAGAUCACUCUUCUACUGGUUUUUUGAAUCUUCCACAUCUCCUCAACAGAAACCUCUACUUCUUUGGCUUAAUGGAGAUUUGGAUGAAAUGGCUUAUAUCAAACGUGAGGGCUGAAUCAGGCUCAAUAAUUGAAGACUGCAUCGGCCUGCACCACAUCAAAGAGACGGUGUAAUUUAAAAAGGAAUUACACAUUUACACACAUAACCAAACCAUGUAUUUCUAUUUUACAUGCAAACUGUUUACAG